This is a messenger RNA of Juglans regia (Persian walnut), 3692 nucleotides long. Its product is annotated as phytosulfokine receptor 1. Gene Ontology annotation, molecular function: ATP binding; protein binding; protein kinase activity. The transcript is spliced from 2 exons. Bases 328 to 3381 code for a protein of 1017 amino acids. The record is from RefSeq and is a predicted model, not a curated record. Lineage: Eukaryota; Viridiplantae; Streptophyta; Magnoliopsida; Fagales; Juglandaceae. Gene Ontology annotation, biological process: protein phosphorylation.
UUUUCCCUCUCUCUCUCUCUCUCUCUCUCUCAUUCUCUGUAGUCCCAACUGUUUUGGCUGCCGCAAAAAAGAAUCUCCUCUAAAGCAGGCUCUGACAGAGAAAGAUACAACAACUGGAAGAGAAAGAGAAUCGUCUCUUUCUUUCAGAGUCCAGACCCACAAGCGUGUUAAAGUCGAGCCACCAAUUUUCCCUUUUGCCUAUUCCAUUUCUAUAUCCGACAGACAAUCGAUCCAACUCUUGAUAUCUUGAUUCUGGAAAAGGGUUUUGCUGCCACUUGAUUGUUCAUUCCCUCUCUCUCUCUCUCUUGUCGGUGUGCUCUUUCAAAUAUGGGUGCUCAAGGUUUCUGGUUGAUGAUUAUUCUUCUCUGCUUCUGCUUCCAAUCCCGCCUUCUGAAUUCCCAGAACAUGACGUGCAAUCCAAAUGACCUGUCGGCGUUGGAGGAUUUCUUGAAGGGUUUGGAGUCGGUAAUCGAGGGUUGGGGCACCAAUUCUUCUGAUUGCUGUGUUUGGUCAGGCGUCACUUGCCAAUCUUCCUCCUCCCUCAGUUUGAACGAACCUAUCGAUUACAAUAGAGUUGUUAAGUUGGAGCUCCACAGUAGAAGAAUAAAUGGUAGACUCUCUGAAUCAUUAGGCAACUUGGAACAGCUCCGAACACUCAAUCUCUCGCUAAAUUUCCUCCGAGACUCGCUUCCUGUUUCACUGUUUCAUUUGCCGAAUUUAGAGGCACUGGACUUGAGCUCUAACAGAUUUUCAGGGCCGAUUCCAGCAAGCAUUGAUUUACCUUCAAUCCAGUCCAUCGACUUAUCUCAGAACGGCUUGAAAGGUUCUAUUCCCGCUGGCAUCUGCCAUAAUUCAACGCGAAUUCAGGUUCUGAAUCUAGCCGUAAACGACUUCUCUGGUAAUCUUCCACCGGGUCUGGGGAAUUGUAGCUCAUUGGAGAACCUCUAUCUCGGCACGAAUUAUCUCACUGGUGGUUUGUCUGAUGAUAUAUAUGGACUAAAGAGAUUGAAGCGGUUGGGUGUUCAAGACAACAAGCUUUCUGGUCCGCUAAGCAGGGGAAUCGGUAACCUUACUAACCUUCUUCGUUUGGAUAUAUCCUCUAAUGGCUUUACAGGAAGUAUCCCAGAUGAUUUCUAUGACCUCACAAGGUUAGAGGUUUUUGUCUCCCAUUCAAACUAUUUCACUGGUCAGAUACCACCGUCCUUGUCCAAUUCAUCCAGUCUCACUUUGCUUAAUUUGAGGAACAAUUCCUUGGAGGGUCCAAUUUAUCUUAAUUGUGUAGAAAUGGCUAGUUUGGCCUCUCUUGAUUUAGGUUCUAAUCGGUUCACUGGGCCUGUGCCUGCUAAUCUUCCCUCUUGUCGACUUUUGAGCAACAUAAAUCUUGCCCGGAACAACUUCAGUGGUGAAAUCCCAGAAAGCUUCAAGACAUUUCAGAGUCUCUCUUACCUCUCACUCUCCAAUUCCAGUCUCUCAAAUCUUUCGUCUGCCCUUUCAAUCCUACAGCAAUGCAAGAACCUAACCGCUUUGGUCCUGACCCUGAACUUCCAUGAUGAGGAAUUGCCUGCUGAUCCUAAUCUGCAAUUUCAAAACCUUGAAGUUCUCAUUAUUGCAAAUUGUAGACUCACUGGUUCAAUUCCACAAUGGCUGAGCAGUUGUACCAAAUUGCGGUUGUUGGAUUUAUCAUGGAACCGGUUGGGCAGAUCAAUCCCAGAGUGGUUUGGCAACUUUCAAUAUCUCUUUUACUUGGACCUAUCAAACAACUCAUUUACUGGGGAAAUUCCAAAAGACAUAACAAGUUUAGAGAGUCUCAUGUACGGGAAUAUCUCAUUGGAGGAACCUUCCCCAGAUUUCCCCUUUUUCUUGAAGAGGAAUGUGAGUGCAAGAGGAUUGCAGUAUAAUCAAGUUUCGAGCUUUCCACCAACACUGGACCUAAGUCACAACAAUCUUAGUGGAACACUCUGGCCAGAGUUUGGCAAACUGAAAAGGCUCCAUAUUUUGGAUUUGAAAUUUAAUGAUUUGUCUGGAAAAAUUCCAAGCAAUUUAUCGGGGAUGAGAAGCUUAGAGACUCUGGAUUUGUCUCACAACAAUCUUACAGGGAUAAUACCACCUGAAUUGGAAAAACUCAGCUUUUUGUCCAAGUUUAACGUUGCGAGCAAUCAUCUAAGUGGGGAGAUCCCUUCAGGAGGCCAGUUUCAAACAUUCCCAAAUUCAAGCUUUGAAGGUAAUAACUUUUGUGGAUCCUCUUGUCAUCCAUCAGUACAGCAAGGAAGACCUAGAUCGCCAAAAAACUCAGGAACAAGCAGAGGACCUAUCAUUGGAAUUGCUAUUGGGAUUGUUUCUGGAACAACUUUCCUUUUUGUCCUUACGAUCAUGAUUGUGUUGCGGGCAACUAGCCGAAGAGAGAUUGAUCCCGAGAGAGAGGAUGCUGACACAAACGGUAAAGAUUUGGAUGACCUUGGGUCAAGAUUAGUGGUUUUGUUCCAAAACAUGGAGAAUAAUAAAGAGCUGUCCCUUGAUGACCUUCUGAAAUCUACCAACAAUUUUGACCAAGCAAACAUCAUUGGCUGUGGGGGAUUUGGUCUGGUUUACAGAGCCACCCUCCCUGAUGGUCAGAAAGUUGCAAUCAAACGUCUCUCCGGUGACUGUGGUCAGAUGGAAAGAGAAUUUCGUGCUGAAGUCGAAGCCCUCUCAAGAGCUCGGCAUCCAAAUCUCGUACAUCUUCAAGGGUAUUGCAUGUACAAAAAUGACAGGCUCUUAAUAUACUCUUACAUGGAAAACAGUAGCUUGGAUUAUUGGUUACAUGAAAAACUUGACGGCCCAUCCUCCCUAGAUUGGGAUACUAGGCUUCAAAUUGCUCAAGGGGCAGCAAGGGGGCUUUCGUAUUUGCACCAAUCAUGCGAGCCCCAUAUCCUUCACAGAGAUAUAAAGUCAAGUAACAUUCUUUUAAAUGGAAAAUUUGAAGCCCACUUAGCCGAUUUUGGUCUCGCAAGGCUUAUACUCCCCUAUGACACUCAUGUCACCACUGAUCUUGUAGGGACACUAGGCUACAUCCCUCCUGAAUAUGGACAAGCCUCUGUUGCAACUUACAAGGGAGAUGUGUAUAGUUUUGGGGUAGUUCUGCUGGAACUUCUGACUGGAAAAAGGCCCAUGGACAUGUGCAAGCCGAAAGGAUCCCAGGAUUUAAUUUCUUGGGUAUUUCAGAUGAAGAGAGAGAAUCGCCAGAAUGAGGUGUUUGAUCCAUUCAUUUAUGAUAAGCAGCAUGAUAGGGAGAUGUUGUGGGUGCUUGAGAUUGCAUGCCUUUGCUUAAGCGGAAGCCCUAAGGUGAGGCCUUCAACCCAGCAGCUAGUUUUUUGGCUUGACAACAUCAAUAUCAACAUCUAGCUUUCUUACGUAGCUGAGUGAAACACUGGUUGUACAGCUGGAGAUAUGCCUCCAUACGCCUUCUAAGUUUCAUUGCUAUCUCUACAAAUUGGUGUUUCUGUACCUUAACGUUUUCUUUUGUAAAUAUUUCCCCACAUAUUUUGGUUCUCAAGAAUUCUCUCUCUGGUACAUGUAGGAGAGAGAGGUAUCUAACUAAAAGCAACAAAACUAGUAAGCCUGAUUACCGAGAUUUAGUUUUUUUGCUUCCAUUUGUAAGAGAACAUAUAGCCUCUCAAACAUGUAUAAAUAAUAAAACUUCUGAAGUUUCACUC